Messenger RNA from Cornus florida, 675 nucleotides. Its product is annotated as leucine-rich repeat extensin-like protein 3. NCBI's taxonomy places the organism in Eukaryota, Viridiplantae, Streptophyta, Magnoliopsida, Cornales, Cornaceae. The coding region runs from base 1 to 675 and encodes 224 amino acids. The transcript has a single exon. The record is from RefSeq and is a predicted model, not a curated record.
AUGGCUUCACCAAAAUGUAUCACCAUUGGGUGGUUGUUUUUAGUAAGUCUAAGCCUUUGCUCUGCUAACAGGCACCUCCUAGAAGUCAAGGAGGACAAGAAGGCCAAAGACAUAAAAUCCCCUUCCUCUUCUGGGCAUGUAACAACCAUGGGAUGUCUUGAUUGCAGCGAGCCUGAGCCAGUUCCGCCCCCUUGUUCCCCGCCUACAGACAUCCAGCCACCUAAUUUUCCACCACCUUGCAUACCGGGCAUUUCUUGCCCACCUGGUGGUGAUCUGAUUAUGCCACCUUUUUUUCCACCACCUGAUCAAUUUGCACCUCCACCAGAGCCGCCUACGUGUGGUUCCUGCCCAUGUGGUGCCCCUGUGACUCAACCUCCACCUUAUUCGCCGCCUAUAUACUUCUUUCCACCACCUGCACCUCCACUAGAGCCGCCUCCGUGUGGUGGUUCCUGUCUAGGUAUGCCUGUUCCUCCUGCGCCUGAGCCUGAUUGUGGCUGCCCAAUUCCUAGCCCUCCUCCUCCACUGACCUGUGAUCCUCGUCUUGGAGGCUGUAUUGAGUCCAUGGAUGCCACUGCAAAAGAGGCGACAGGCGCCCACGAAGACCAUAAAGACACCAUGGAACAUGUUGUCCCAAGAAGGCCCUCAACAGACGAUGAAAUGCUUCAACACAACUAG